AGGCUCGCUCCUGCGGCGCAGAGAUCCAGAGCCACCUGCUGCACCAGAGGCGCGGUACUGACCGAGCAGCUCACCGACUGUCCUGUUUCCUCCUCCGGUCAUGUCUCCGUCGGUGCGGCCCACCACCACGGUCCGCCUGGUGUUCCUCGGGGCAGCUGGGGUCGGGAAGAGCGCGCUCAUCUGCCGUUUCCUGCACGACCGCUUCGAGCACAAGUACACGCGCACUGUGGAGGAGCUCCACGCGCUGGAGUUCGACACCAUCGGCGAUGCCGGGAUUCGCCUCGAGGUUCUGGACACAAGCGGCAGCUACUCCUUCCCGGCCAUGCGGGAGCUCUGCAUCCGACACGGCGACGCGUUCGCGCUCGUGUACGCCGUGGACGACCCGGGCUCGCUCGAGGAGGUGCGGCGGCUGCGCGACGAGAUCCUGGAGCUGAGGGGCGGCAAGGGCGCGCCCAUCACCGUGGUCGGCAGCAAGGCAGACCUGACUGAAGCCGAUGGUCGCGCGCUGCUGGCGGCAGAUGUCAUGGCAACAGUAGAGACGGAGUGGGACGCCAACUUCGUGGAGGCGUCCGCGCGCACCGGAGACAACACAGUCGGGGUGUUCCGCACGCUCCUGCAACAGGUGAGCUUGCCGCACCGGUUGAGUCCCGUGAUGAGGAGGCGGAGAGAGACGCUGCCCAGACAGACGAGGAAGAAGAGGCCGCCGCUGAAGAAGAACAACAGCUGCACACUGUCAUAGACACUGUCACCGUCUUACUGUGUGAGUGGACAGUGCAGCUGGUCUGCGUGUCACGCUCAGGUGUCGCCGGUCAGCGCAGAACCUGCUCUGUCCAGAGGAGGGACGACAGGGAGAAGACUGAGUCCACACAAAAGAAACUCUGGAUCCUCUCACCUUGGUGACAUCAACCUCAAACUGAGCUGUCAGCCACAUGGUGUAAUGGGACUCUCCGUAUCUGUGCAGGGGAUAACACAGAUGUAUCAUAAGCACUGUUAUUGUGGAUGUGCACAUGCAGUUGUUUCUAUGUUGGUUUUCCAAUAAAACAAUGAUGACCA
Myripristis murdjan (pinecone soldierfish) is the source of this 1053-nucleotide messenger RNA. It is a transcript of the gene rasd3, whose product is annotated as RASD family member 3. The coding region runs from base 101 to 739 and encodes 212 amino acids. The transcript has a single exon. The record is from RefSeq and is a predicted model, not a curated record. Gene Ontology annotation, molecular function: GTPase activity; GTP binding. NCBI's taxonomy places the organism in Eukaryota, Metazoa, Chordata, Actinopteri, Holocentriformes, Holocentridae.